Molecule: messenger RNA, 3567 nt
Organism: Bombus pascuorum
Lineage: Eukaryota; Metazoa; Arthropoda; Insecta; Hymenoptera; Apidae
Exons: 11
Coding region: 118-1767 (549 amino acids)
Cellular component (GO): membrane
Molecular function (GO): protein binding
Source: RefSeq, a predicted model, not a curated record
UUCUCGCCUAUCAAAAAUUUAGAAUCGCUCUUCUCACCGGAGCUAUGUCGAAUUUUACGACGAGUUUCGUAUCGAUGCUUGGUCGGUUGAGUGCUCCUAGUACGAAUUAAACUCCGGAUGUUUAUGCAAAUUCGUAGUUUUACGAACACUGUGCUUUCACUGCAGACAACUUUCGACGAAACAGUUGAAAUGAGCGGUUCCAGGGUCUGGCAGUUGGUCCUGUUCCUGAUUGUAUCUUCUUCGAGGGUAUUCUCAGCGGACAACGUGUGUUCGAGGAUGGAAAACUAUACGAUCACUUCGAUGGAAACGUACACGGAACCGGUUGUCGUCAACACGUUCACUUGGUGCCUGCAGAUUCCACCCAGGUGUCCGAAGACACGAACGGAGAUGAGGCAACGAUACCGCGUGAAGACCGAGUCAAAGACCAGGAUUAUAAAGGAAUGCUGCGAAGGCUACAAAACGAUCUCAUCCAAUAACGAGGAGGCAUCGCCUUCGGGCUUCAAAUGCGUGCCUGUCUGUGAAAAAUGCCCGUCGGGAAUUUGUACCUCGCCAAAUCGGUGCCACUGUAUUCCCGGCUAUGAGGAUGACAGCUGCGAUACCGUAUGUCCGCCGGGAACGUGGGGCUUGGAGUGCAAAGAGAAAUGCAACUGUACCGAGAAUGUACCUUGCAAUCCCGUAAAUGGACACUGUGUUUGCCCGCCAGGAUUACGUGCAGAAAUGUGCAAUGAGCCGUGUCCGAGCGGUCGCUGGGGACCUGGAUGUGCGUUUCUAUGCGACUGCAAGGAUUCGAUCGACGAAUGUCAUCCUGAAACAGGUCGAUGCGUUCACGAUGAUCUGGAUAACACGGUCUCCGUGGAGAACAGCAGCUAUUCCCGAAACGCGGACGAGGGAAACAGCGUUACCGUCAAUUUCACGAUCGUUCAACUUGAUAGGGAGACCUCGCGAAUUUUGGAAACGGCAGAAACUACCACGAAAGAUAUGCACGAAAUACUCGCCACGACGGAUAAUCCUAGUAAAACAACGAAUCUGGAAACUACCAACGUCUCGACCACGGAUGAGAAGAAAAUUGGGGCACAAGCUCGCGACGACGGAAACUCGAGCACCGCCAAGCCUGUCAUCGUUUGGGUUUCCGUACCGGAACGGAGGGGCAACCUGGACAGGGAUCGAGGGAAAUUCGCGAUGAAAAACUCUUUUGCGAGACACGUCGAUGAUAACAUCGAUCUGCAGGAUAUCGGUCCGCCUAAAAUCGAUUAUGUCAAAAAUAUACAUAAAGACGUUCAACCGGCCCCAAUUUCCAUGGACAUCGCUCUAAUCGUGAUAGCAUCGAUCGUAUCACUGGGUCUGACCUCGGUAACGGUGGUGAUGGUUCUCCACAUGCGUUCGAAGCUAUUGGAAGCAACAAGAAUCUCGAUCUACGAAGAAGGGAAGACGAAGAACCAAGAAAAUUCGAGCGCAACGAAAAUCUCAUCGAUAGUCACCGGUACUCUUCCCCAAACUCCAAUUCGCCUAGUGCCACUGUUUGCUCCCGAGUCUAUAGCGAUGCCAUCGAUGACUAACAACGAUCUCACGAGCAACUAUGCCAAUGGAGCUGCCACGAUCGGUCUCCGUAUAUCUGGCAAUUUGCACGGUCUUCUGCAAGAGGAUCAUUACGAUCGACCAUCAGCGACGCGGAUUCACCUCCAAAGCGACUUCGACUCGAACACGGAGCACGUUUACGACGAAAUUCCCCUACAGUCGAGUCCCUUGAAUUUCCGUAAAAACACGUGAUUGGAAAAUAACGUCGAAUUAGAAAAAACACAACGCUUUGGAUAGAAAACUGUAGCUAGAAAUCACUCUGAUGCGUGAAAGAGUAAAGGAGAAAUUUACGAGGGAUCGAAUAGCUCAAUUAGUGACACGUUUAAUCAAAAACAAUCUCUAUUCGUAGAAACAAGACGGAAGAAUGCGAGUUGAAUUGAAAGCGUAAUGAACGCGCGAUCUAAAGUGGAACUAACAAUAGGCCGCGCUCUGAAUAGAAAAUCCCAAAUGUCUGGUUAAGAAUUUCUCCAUUAUUCCGAAUAUCAAAGAAGAAAUCUACGAACAACCAGUAGCUCGACUAGCGUCGCAUUUAGUUAGAAAAGUUCUUAAAUAUUUGAGGAACGAAAACGGAAAGAAAGUGAAUAAAGUGUCAGGGACGUUUAUGCGCGGUUGUUUAAGAGUCACGUUCACGUGCGAUUCCGGAGGCGGAUGUGAGCUAGCCAGCGCGUCUACGGGACGAAGAAAAAUCCAACUGGACUGGUUUCCGACCUUACGCAGCCUCGUCUGAACGUGAGCAAGGCUGAACGUGAUCGCGAUCGGUUCUCGAUCAGGCGGAAAACCGUUCGUGGCACCGAUUAAACUAUUCGCUACGGGGCGUGUACCCACAAGGAGACUUUUCCUCGAACUCGUUCGCGUCGAUCGGCGACCAUCGAAAACCCUUUGAACGCGUUUACGUCAGCCGCCAACGCACAUGCACGCAAUUCGAUUAAUCUAAAUGUCACAAGGGGAAAUUCUACGUUAAAUAAUUUGCUUUUAAAUAAUUUUUAAGCGAAACGAUAUAUCUUGUAACAUAACAUGUAACGUAUCGUGCGGAUUGCAACGUUUUUAUAUUUAUUAUACGAACGAUUAAGUAUAUUUAUUAUAUGAAAUUUUCUCGUUUUCUUAUUCCGUAUAAUAAAUAGAAAAACAGGAGAAAUCUAUAUCGCAACGUGUACGAGAUACGCAUAUGUCUAUGCCGCGUAAAUGUAACUUAGAAAAUAAGGAAACGUAAAAUAUCUGCGCGGGUCAGGACCGAUCCAACUUUUGCCAUUGGAGGCUUUAAAAUGUACCAAGUAAUUUAAUCCGCGUUUCUCAAGGAUAUGUUAUCGAUUUAGACGAAACGAACAUUAUCGUAGAUGUAGAUAGGUGUCUCGUAAGUGUUAAAGCCAAGCGUAAAUCCAAAGAUUUCGAGAUUGAAGCAAAGAGCUCGCUUCAAACGUAAUCCAAAGUUUGCGUUUAAGAUUUGUCUAGCAGCAUCUCGAUUACAUUUAUAUCUUCGUUUAUGCGCUGACAUCAUCGAUAAUAAUAGAUUCACUUGGAAUCCGUGUCAUGCGUUUAACGAACGUCGUAGCGACGUUCGGUAAGAAGAGAAAAUAUGGAAACAGAUAAGUCGUAAUUAGGAUAGAGCUUGCGUAAUCGUAUUGGUAUCAGCGUGUCCAAUUCUUGAACCAAGCGUUACCACGAUUAAACAAUAUUCUCGUAAUCUUUGCCUUCGUCGUAAUCUGGCCGAUUUCUCGUUACAUUCUCGGGAGUUUUAUAAUUUUAUCGACCUUGGCAUACGUUGUCAAGGUCAACUUUCUCAUUAAUUUCGUUUGUACAUAUAGUCAUCGCGCAUCUUUUGUUUCGAUUUUAGUAUAAACAUGUACGCAAAAAUAUUUUUUAAGUUUACGUCGAGUUUAGAUUACGUAAUAUCGAAAAAUUCAAUUGUAAGGCUAUCGCGAGACUAUCGCAGAAGAAAUAAAAAUUCUGCUACAUGGACAAUUGAUAUCGGAUUAAUAAAGUGUGCUCUUUUUU